Messenger RNA from Prunus armeniaca (apricot), 465 nucleotides. The record is from the annotation of a GenBank genome assembly. NCBI's taxonomy places the organism in Eukaryota, Viridiplantae, Streptophyta, Magnoliopsida, Rosales, Rosaceae.
AUGACGCUGGGUCUGAUCAAUGCGAACCCCGUGGUUCACGCUAAAAGGGAAAGGGUUGCUCGCACUGAAGAUCUCCAUGCUGACGAUGCCGUUGAUCCUCUCGAUAUCUAUGAUAUCCUUUCCAUUUCUCGCUAUCCAGAGCACCCAUAUUCCUUAGAGCAGCUCAGCGUGCUUUCGGAGGAAUCGAUCACCGUUGAUGACAAGCUCGGUCGUAUUCUGAUAACUUUCACGCCGACCAUUCAGCAUUGCAGUAUGGCAACAGUGAUAGGUCUUUGCCUGAGAGUUAAACUAAAACACUGUUUCCCUCCUCAUUAUAAGGUUGACAUUAAAGUAUCUCCAGGAUCGCAUGCAAAUGAAGAAUCAGUUAACAAGCAGUUGAAUGAUAAAGAAAGAGUGGCUGCUGCCCUGGAGAAUCCCAACCUUCGCCAACUCGUGGACGAGUGCCUGUAUUCCAAUGAACUCUGA